UGCAAUUCUGAUCAUGUUCUUCUGUUUAAUUGCAAUAUAUAUCUGUCAUGAUCUCAUUCCCUAAAAAUUCUGAAAGCUUCUCUCAAGGUUUACAUGAAGAUUUUCUAAAGAUUGCCACUUUGCUUAGCUAGAUUGCUCUUUUGCUGCAUAAAUCGAGUCAAUAGGCACCCAUUUACAUGGCACAAUUACCACCCAAAGUUCCAUCCAUGGCCCAUAAUUGGCAUUCAUUUUCUCUCCAAAUGAUGCCAAUGCCAUCCACCGCCGCCGCCACCACCCAACAGCAUUCUUGGGUUGAUGAAUUCCUGGACUUCUCGGCGGCGAGGAGGAAUUCUCACCGGAGGUCGGUGAGUGACCCCAUUUCAUUCAUUGAAUCCCCAUUUGGUGAAGAAUGCAACAAUUCUAAUGGCACAUUGAUGCAAAUGCAAUGCACCAACAAUGGGUUUGAACGUUUGGAUGAUGAGCAGCUCCGGUGUAUGUUUUCCGAAGAUGUAGCGCCGUCGAGUACUAAUCCAUCAACGCCGUCCGAUCUAAAUAGCGAUGUUGAUGAGAAGCCAACGCCACCAGAGAACCACCAACAUCAACCGAAGAAUGAACCCGGAGAGGUGGUGGACAGUUCAUGCAAAUCCGAAACUCAACAACCCAACAAGCCUUCUGCUAACUUUUCUGGCGACACCAUCGUGGAUCCCAAGAGGGUCAAGAGAAUUUUGGCAAAUCGACAAUCAGCUCAAAGGUCACGAGUGAGGAAGCUGCAAUAUAUAUCAGAGCUUGAACGGAGCGUCUCAACUUUACAAACAGAAGUGUCGGCAUUGUCACCGAGGGUUGCAUUUCUCGACCAUCAACGGUUGAUUCUCAACGUUGACAAUAGCGCUCUUAAGCAACGGAUAGCAGCACUGGCUCAAGAUAAGAUUUUCAAAGAUGCUCAUCAAGAAGCAUUGAAGAAGGAGAUAGAGAGGCUAAGACAAAUAUAUCAUGAACAGAACACGAAGAAGAUGGAUAACAAUGCCGCCAGUGCACCACCACCUCCUUCACCGCCACCAACCUUCAACAAAAUGGGUUGUACGGACGAGGAGUAGCUCGUCAAUGUGUGUGUGUGUAUGGGGAGAGGGGGGGAUAGGGGGGAGUGAGAGGCUGUGGU
This is a messenger RNA of Ilex paraguariensis (yerba mate), 1135 nucleotides long. NCBI's taxonomy places the organism in Eukaryota, Viridiplantae, Streptophyta, Magnoliopsida, Aquifoliales, Aquifoliaceae. The record is from the annotation of a GenBank genome assembly.